Molecule: messenger RNA, 2025 nt
Organism: Lonchura striata (white-rumped munia)
Lineage: Eukaryota; Metazoa; Chordata; Aves; Passeriformes; Estrildidae
Source: RefSeq, a predicted model, not a curated record
AUGUGCCACGUCCCCGCAGUCCCCGGCAGCACCACGGUGCUGGUGGAGCUGACCCCCGACAUCCACAUCUGCGGCAUCUGCAAGCAGCAGUUCAACAACCUGGACGCCUUCGUGGGGCACAAGCAGAGCGGCUGCCAGCUCACCAGUGCCACGGCUGGCGCCACCAGCACCGUCCAGUUCGUGUCCGAGGAGACCGUGCCAAGCACACAGGCUCAGAGCACGAGCAGGACCAUCGCCUCCGAGACACAAACCAUCACAGUCUCUGCCCCAGAGUUUGUUUUUGAGCAUGGCUACCAAACCUACCUGCCCAGCGAGAGCACGGAGCCUCCAGCUGCUGCUGUCGUCUCCACACCACCAAAAGCGAGGCCCAAGAAAUCCUCCUCCUCCGUGCCCCUGAAGAAACUCAGCUGCCUGUACCCAGGGUGCCAGUUCAAGACUUCCUAUGGUAUGAAGGAUUUGGAACGUCAUCGGCGAACGCACACAGGAGACAAGCCCCACAAGUGCGAGGUGUGCGGGAAGUGCUUCAGCCGCAAGGACAAGCUGAAGAUGCACACGCGCUCGCACACGGGCGUGAAGCCCUACAAGUGCAAGCACUGCGAGUACGCGGCGGCCGACAGCAGCAGCCUCAACAAGCACCAGCGCAUCCACUCCAACGAGCGCCCCUUCAAGUGCCAGAUCUGCCCCUACGCCAGCCGCAACUCCAGCCAGCUCACCGUGCACCUGCGCUCGCACACAGGGGAUGCCCCGUUCCAGUGCCAGGUGUGCCCCGCCAAGUUCAAGAUCAACUCGGACCUGAAGCGGCACCUGCGGGUGCACUCGGGGGAGAAGCCCUACAAGUGCGAGUUCUGCGAGGUGCGCUGCGCCAUGAAGGGCAACCUGAAAUCCCACGUGCGCAUCAAGCACAGCAUGGAGAACACCCUCAAGUGCCCCGAGUGCGACUUCCAGUGCGGCAACAAGACCAGCCUGCGGCACCACAUCCGCAGCCACCAGCCCGAGCAGCCCGUCAAGUGCUCCGAGUGCAGCUACUCGUGCUCCAGCAAGGCGGCCCUCAAGGUGCACGAGCGCAUCCACGGCAAGGAGCGGCCCUUCAAGUGCGACUUCUGCAGCUUCGACACCAAGCAGCGCAGCAACCUCACCACGCACGUCCGCAAGGCCCACGGCGACAAGGCCAAGGGCAAGAAGCAAGACACGAAGGAAGGAGAGAGGCCAAAGCAGGGCGGCUCCAGGCAGGUCGCCAAGCUGGACGCCAAGAAGGCCUUUAAGUGCGACCUGUGCGAGGCGUCCUUCGUGCGGGAGGACUCUCUGCGCAGCCACAAGAAGCAGCACAGCCUGUACAACGGCUCCAAGAACAACGAGCUGGCCGUGCUGCAGCUGCAGAUGGACGCCGGCCGCCAGCCCGGCGCCCCCAUCGCCGUCAGCCACCUCCAGGUGCCGCUUCAGGCCGCCCAGGUGGCCCCGUACAACGAGGGCAGAGUCAAGAUCAUCGUGGGCCACCAGGUGCCUCAGGCCGGCGGCGUCGUGCAGGCCGCCUCCGUGAACGUGGUGCCCCCCGGGCUGCUGGGCGCGGGGCAGGAGGAGGUGCUGGGCAGCGGCCGCCUGCAGCUGCUGGGCCAGGUCAGCGUGCUGGCCCCGGCCGCGGUGGCCGCGGGCGACGCGGGGCCGGUGGCCGAGCCGGCCGUGCUGCUGACCGCCCACGAGCAGGCCGAGGGCAGCGCCCUGCUCCCCGGGGCCGGCCCCGGCCACGAGCCCCCCGCCGGCCAGGCCUUCAUCGCCAGCUCCGGCAUCAGCUGCUCCGACCUGGAGGGGCUCAACGCCCUCAUCCAGGACGGGGCCACCGAGGUGACCGUGGUCAGCGACGGCGGGCAGAGCAUCACCGUGUCCACGGCUGCUCCUCCUCCACCCAUCUUCUCCUCCUCCUCCCACGCUGAGGGCCCCAAGCAGGGCUAUUCCAUCAUCCAGAGCGGGGCUCAUACAGCCCUGCUGUGUCCCGCUGACUCCAUCCCCGAUUAGGGCUGCUCUGGCACU